Amyelois transitella is the source of this 7030-nucleotide messenger RNA. RefSeq names its product clathrin interactor 1 (gene lqfR). NCBI's taxonomy places the organism in Eukaryota, Metazoa, Arthropoda, Insecta, Lepidoptera, Pyralidae. Gene Ontology annotation, biological process: endocytosis. The record is from RefSeq and is a predicted model, not a curated record. The transcript is spliced from 11 exons. The coding region runs from base 133 to 1767 and encodes 544 amino acids. Gene Ontology annotation, cellular component: clathrin vesicle coat; endosome; plasma membrane. Gene Ontology annotation, molecular function: phospholipid binding; clathrin binding.
UCUUACUCGCCAUUUUGCAAGAAUGUCAGCCAAAUCAUCAGCUCGCGUUUUUAGUUAAUUUUUUAUGUUAUUUUCUGCGCGGUUUCAGUGAUUUUGGUUUCUAAAUAUUAAUUUUUGAGUUCAACAGCAAUCAUGGAUCGUUUUAUAAGCAUGUGGAAGGUGCGGGAGUUGGCCGAUAAAGUCACGAACGUGGUAAUGAACUACACGGAGGUGGAGGGCAAGGUCCGCGAGGCGACCUCUGACGAGGCGUGGGGCCCCACCGGCCAGCAGAUGCAGGAGCUGGCGCUGGCCACCUUCACGUACGAGCACUUCCCGGAGGUCAUGUCCAUGCUGUGGAGGCGGAUGCUGCACGAUAAUAGGGCUCACUGGAGGAGGACCUACAAGUGCCUCCUCCUCCUCAGCUACCUGGUCCGCAACGGGUCAGAACGGGUGGUGACUUCGGCCCGGGAGCACCUUUACGACCUGAGGAGUCUGGAGAAUUACGCGCACGUAGACGAUCUGGGUAAAGAUCAGGGCGUGAACGUGAGGCACAAGGUCCGCGAGUUGAUAGACUUUAUACAAGACGACGACAAACUGAGGGAAGAGAGGAAGAAGGCGAAGAAGAACAAGGACAAAUAUAUCGGCAUGUCGUCGGACGCGGCCGUGAUGGGAGGCCGGGGCUCCGCGGGCGCCGGCUGGGGCGACUACAGCGACCGCGCCGCCUGGGAUGAGCCGAAAGAGAGAAGAGAUAGAGACGAGGAAGACGAUUACGAGCGGGAAGACUCUGACGGAGACUACGGCCCCAGGAAACCGCAGAAGAAUUUCAAAUCGGUGUCGGACGCUCGCGAGAACGUGUACCGCGACUCGGAGGCGGCGCCCGGCAGCCCGCGGACCACACGGCAGCCCCGCGCCCGCUCGCCGGAGACCAGCAAGACGCUGAACAUCAAUCUGAAGACCCCGGCCAAGGGGAAGCCCAGCACUCCUGUUAAGAAGAUCGAUUUGGGCGCGGCCGCGUCGUACGGUAAAUCGGCCGGCCAGCCCGCGGCUGCGCCCGCGCCGUCGCUGCUGGACGACGUGUUCAAGACGUGCGCGCCGCCCGCCGCCGAGGACGACUUCGAUCCCAGAGCCGAAGAACAGAUAUCUACAACGAGGGAGCUGAACGAGUUCGGUGAUUUCACGAACGCAUUCGGCGCGCCCGCCUCGACCGACAACGAUGGGUUUGCGGACUUCAGCAGCGCGUUCACCGCCGCCGACGUGAUGGCGGCCGGUAAUGCUCCAGCUCCAGCCCUGGCGUCGAACCUGGACCUCCUGAGCGACUUGUCUCCGGCCGCCUUGGACGCCGCGCCGCACGGGUUCCCGCUGGAAGCGCUGACGACACAGUUCGCCACCACCAGCCUGCAGCCCACACUCCAACCCACAGGACUACAGCCAACGCCCGUGAACAACCUCCUCCAACCGAUGCCAACAACACAACAACAACAACAACAGACAACAACGACAAACAACACGAAAACGACAAAAGUCGGCGCCACGUGGGCGGACAGUAAUAUAAAAAUUGAUGUUGAUAAUCUAUUAGCACCACGAUCGCCCAAAGCCGGGCCAGCGCCUUCCAUAAACCAGUUAAAGUCCAGUCCAAAUAGCCCAGCACACAAGCCCAACCCCGGCAUGACGAUGGGCUUCCAAUACAUGCAACCGAUGAACAAUAAUUUCGCGCCGAGCAUGCAGACUGGCAUGAACAACAAUAACGUUCAAAGACCGCCGUUCGCGAACCACAAUUUCCUACAAUGAUAUUGGUUACUGGCAGAUGUAUGCCAGAACGGUUAAGAUAUCUUUUUUUUUUGUUUUUUUUUUUUUGAAGCACUGGAAUUGCUGAAUACAGUAUUUUUUUUGUCUGAUACAAUAUAAUGUAUGAUCUGUGUUUGAUGCGUUGAGUAUAUUCGCGUCGGCAAACGAAAAUAGUUUUUUUUUUUUUUAUAGGUGCAUUAAAAACUUUUUUCUUGAUUUUUUUUUUCUGUAAUUUAUGUCUAUAUCUCUGAUUUUAUUCUCAUAAAAACCGCUUUGACCACUUAUAAUUUUUCCUCAAUUUCAGUGCAUCGAUUAUUUUUUUUUACUUUUAAUCGAUUAAACAUGUAGAAAAUGUACGCGAAUUUUAUACGAUUUAGAUAAAGACCUCCGCGUGUCAAAUAAAACCGGGCCCGACGCAUAUCACACGGUAUAUAUAUAAACAUUUUAUUUAAAAAUGUAAAGAAAAUGGACUUUACUGCUGAAUGACAUUACAAAUUGUUGAAUUAUUCGUAUAAUCCUUGUUCUAACUUCGGUUAACUUGAAAAAGCGUAAGAUGAAUGAAAUAUUAUUGUUGCUUAUUUGAAAUUCUUACCUGAUAACUAUAUUUCCUGACAAGAUAAAAUUGCGUGGAUAAAAUUUUAUAAAACAUUUUUGAAAAAUGAUGUAUAAUAAAGUAAUUUAGUUAUUAAACUAUAAUUAUAAAACGGUUUUGAACAUUCCUUUCCUUAUAAUAAACGUUUUUAAGUUGCCAUUUUUAUCCUACGUUUUUUUUUCUGACAACACAUUACAGUAUCGAAAAAAAUACACUCAAAGAAGUGAUCUCCUAAUUUUUCUAAUAGUUAGUUAUACCUUAUUACUUGCAAUAUUGCAAAUUACUUUAAAAAUAUAAAUUUAUGGUUCACAAAUUGUCUUUUUCAUUGUGAAAAAGUGUGACAUUCUAUUUUGGAACUUUUAAAUAAUAAAAGUUUCAUUAUGACACUGAAGAAAUUUGAAUUGCAUAAUCAUUCAAGAUUUGCGAAAUUAAUUAUACUUAACACGGUUGAACCGAAUAAUCGAUAUAAAUAAAAUGUUAUAUUGUAUGUACUAGGUAUAAGCCCGAGUUCGCCAUUGUUUCUUUUUAAUCGAUUUUGUACUCGAUUUUGUAAUUGUAACACAAAUCGAAUACUGUACUAAUUCUUGCAUGUCCCAAUAGUAAUUCUUCUUUAUUUUCCCUGUACGUCCCAAAUAGUUAAAUUUGUAAUAAUAUCUACCUAUAUAAGUUUAGUCUAAAAAUAAAAUAAAGCGUGUGACGGAACGCAUUUCGUGACGUAUGUACCUUCGAGGUAAGUGUAGUCCCGUUUCGAUGUUGAAAUUAAUGUUAAACUAUAGGAUAUUUUUAUACCCGCUUCGUUCGAUUAGUAUAUAUCAGUAGUGGUGUCAAAAUUAGACUUAAAUCGUUGUUGUAGUAUUUACUUAAUACUGUAGAAACACACUUGACACAAAGAUUGUAUGUUACACAAAUGGUUUGACGGCGAAGAGGCGAUUCUGAAUUUAGAAUAAGCAAUUCUAAAAUGGAUUCGUCUUUAUUUUUCUUUUCUGCAAAAUAUACACCUGCGUGUGAGAGAAUAUCUGAAAAUGAGAUUAUUUAAUUAGUAAUAUAAUGUUUAUAUUAAAAUAAAAUACUUAAAUGCUGUAAAUAAAAAGCAUGCUUUAUAAAUAUGCACUGGCAACAUUGAUUUAUUUUCAAUGCCUAAAGUCUUACAUGAGAGACGUUAUUUAAAAUAGCAAUCUAUUGACAAGUGUGUUUUUACUUGUACAUUUUAAGCAAAUGAGGUUUUCUAUAAUUUCUUCCACCAGACUGCGCUGUAAUUGACGGCCUCUGUGGCGCAGCGGUAGUGCGCUUGUCUGUGUCACCGGAGGUCCCGGGUUCGAUUCCCAGCCAGGGCAUGAUGAGAAACGAACUUUUUCUGAUUGGCCUGGGUCUUGGAUAUUUAUCUAUAUAAGUAUUUAUUAUAAAAUAUAGUUUAUAUCAUUAUAUAUCAUUGAGUUAGUAUCUCGUAACACAAGUCUCGAACUUACUUCGAGGCUAACUCAAUCUGUGUAAUUUGUCCCGUAUAUAUUUAUUUAUUUAUUUAUUUAUUUGUAAUAUGGUAUAUAGCUUUCAUAUUACGAUGAAAAAUAAUGAAAAGUGUUAUAUCUUUGAUCAGUUACAACACAGCAUUUGAGUUAAUGCUUUAGUGCUGACAUCUGGCGGGAGACAUUUCAUAAAACCCACAUUGUAACGAUAGGUACAAUAAAUUACUAUUGGUAAUCUUGAACACACAAAAGAUAAAGGUUUCGCAGUCACUUUAAACGGGGUAUAUUUAAUAUAUAUUUAUUCGCAUCUUUUUAAAUAUAGAGAUGAAUUUUUUGAAAUAACAUUAUGAUAUUGGUUUUUCUUAAAUUGUAAAAAUAUAUUUGGCGUGAAAGUCGAUCAAUUUUAUUUCAUGUUUUUAAAACUUUUAAUAUGUAUGUAAUUAAAUUUAAAAUCAAUGCCUCAACCAAUAGAUAUGCUAUAAUUAAAAUGAUGCUGAUAAAUUUAAUGUCACCUUGUUAUAUAUUAUGGUACUUAAUUCUUAUUUAUUGUAUUUUUGUUAAAAUCAAAAUGGCGGAUUAUGUAAAGUAUAUGUACCUUAGCAAUUAUAUUUAGUUAACAAAAAUUUAUUACAAACGAAACUUGUAUUUUAAAAAUGUAUAUUUAUCAUUUCAUAGUUGAUAGUCGGAUUUAUGUAAAAAAGAACAAUAUUUGGUUAUGAUAUGGAUUAAUUUUACGAGUAGUUUACCUACAAAGCAUUUUAAGAUGUCGAUAAUUGUCGAUUAUUUUUAAGCUUGACCAAAAAUAUAGCAUGCGCAUACAGCGCUAUAUUGCGGAUUAAAAAGUUAAUUGAAAAUUUGAGCUGGCAAUAAUUACUCGAAAAAUAAAGUAAGCAUAACCCAACGCUGUUAGAUAUCUCCUUCCAUAAUUAUACAUAUUUUAAAACAGGUCGGUUUGUAUAAACCGACCUGUUAAAAUAUUUUAUAAUAUUCCAUUGGAAAUUCCAUUGAAAUGGAUGUUGUUAAAGAAAAUGCUGCAGUGCAGUUUGUUACCGCUUAUUCUGGACCAACGCUCUUUGGAAGCGGCACUAAUAUAAGCUUUGAGUAAUUUAUUCUACGUCAACCAAUGUUGUACCUAAUAUCAAAAUAUGUGACAGUUAUUUACUAUGUGACGUUCAAAAAUUAAUAAUUUUUUUAAAUUUGAUUUUUCUUGAAUUGAUUGACACGCAUUUAACGUGAUAGUGAAUAAAGUUAUUACCGCUAUAGUUCUGGUCAAGUUUUAACUUCGGAUGCAUUUAGAUCAUUCCAUAGCGUUGUGGUGGAGGCAGCUAUUUUUUUGUUUUAACGUGCAUUGAUAUAACGUUUAAAAUAAUGUAUUUUUUUAUUUAAGUACUACUUGAUGGAGAAAAAUUUGCUGAUCAACAGUAGAUUUUCAAAUACUUAAAAACACAAUGAAAUGUCAGGUACGAGCUAAUAAGGCUACGGAGGUCAUAAUACGGUUAUUUGACUUUAUUUUUUGGAUCAAGGUCACAAGCCAAUUUGAGUCCUUACCGAUAGGACGAUAAUUAUCAUUAUAGUCAACACCGCUAGAUUCAUUUUAUACGUGUUUUAUUAGUAAUUACUUAAAUUACAUUUAUAUCCCUUACGGAGUAGACAAGUUUGGGUACACAAACUUGGGAUUCUUUUUUAGGCGAUGGGCUAGCAACCUGUCACUAUUUUAAUCUCAAUUCUAUCAUUAAGCCAAAUAGCUGAACGUGACCAUUCAGUCUUUUCAAGACUGUUGGCUCUGUCUACCCCGCAAAGGAUAUAGACGUGACCAUAUGUAUGUAUGUACGUACGGAGUAGACAGAGCCAUUCUCUAAAAGUGUCCAUUUUUAGCUAGGUUUUAUUUACUAACAACACUGUCAAUCUUAAGAUAGUUUUUCGAGAAAAUUGCGAAUUAUGCUCAAUUGUUCUUUAAAUUCCUUUCAAUAUAUCGAAGCACGUUGAAUAUACCAACUUCGACUAUCAAUAAUUGUAUAAACUUAUUAUAAUAUAUAAUAUAAUUUUGUAGCACACAACCCGAUCGGAAGGGGGUUAGAAACGAUGUUUGGGACCAAAUUAUUGAGAAUGAAAGUUAUUUUGUCGCGACAGCAAUUCCGGUCGUGUCGUGUUUAGAGUGCUUCUGUAAUGUUGGUGCAUUGUUUUUUGUAUGUAAUUUGUAUAUUGUAAUGACGCGUGGAUUCAAGUUUGUCAAUAUGACAAGUCUUUUGAGGUCAAAUUUUAGUUGAAAAAAAAAAUCUUAAUAAUUCUUUUCACGAAAGUAUUUGAAAUUAUCGAUAAAACAGCCUUUCCCAAAUUUAGAGCAUCGGCCAAAUAUGUUACAAUCACUAGAUGAUAUAAAAAUUUUUGUAUCGCGAUAAAUUUGCGAUUGCAAAAUGAAAAAAGUUUCAUAUAUAACAUGUAUUUAUUGGUUUAUCAAACAUACAGGGGGCGUGGUACGAGUAAAUGACAUGCUCGUAGUUAUAAUUCGCAGUCCCAUUUCAAUGAGCAAUGCGAUUUACCAGAUAUCCUGUAUAUUUUAUCUAGGCCUCAAAUAUUUUCUCAUCUAGAAAAAAAAACGUCUACUUAAAAAUACAUAAUCAUGUAUAUGGUAAAAACUUGAAUCCAUGAUGUCACAGUACUAGCGUACCUGUAUAUAAAUUAAAAAUUAUUAUUUAAUUUUUAAAUGUUCUUCCAUUAAUUUCGAUUUAUGGAGGCGGAAGCAAUAAUAAUUUUUUAAAUUUAUUUGUAGUCUAUCUAUAAAGAUGAUUUUAUUAGUUUAGUUCUUAUAAAUGUAUAUUUCAUUGUUGUACGUCAUUGAUUUAUAGCCGCACAAGUAAUAUUUUAUUUUCAUGGAGCAUCCGUUAUAUGAAACAUAUUGACUCGGGAUGGUUAAAGCCUUUGCCGACCAUUCCGAAGGCUUUUUCAAUCAUAUCAAUACAAAUCGUAAAAUUGUAUGAAAAUUAACAGAAUAAGUGUAAUCACCUAAUAAAUUCGUAUCGCGAUGAAUGUAUUUCACUGUACCGACAGCAAAUUAAGUUAUCUGAAUGAGUAAGCUAACAUCGCAUAACAUAAUUUGAUAUGCUGUCUGUAUUACUGAGUAGAUACCACCAAUACAAUUAUAUAUCUGAUGUUACUCUUCGGAUAGAAUUAAGAUCGACGAUGAAUUAUGAAUAAACUUAAUUAUUAUUAA